AUGGCCUCGUUCGUCUGGUUGCUGGCGGUUUGCUGCCUCCGAGCCGUCGCCGCUGGCAAUCCUGACGCGAAACGCCUAUACGACGAUCUGUUGUCGAACUACAACAAAUUAGUGAGGCCUGUAGUCAACACAACGGAUGUGCUUCGAGUCUGCAUUAAGCUUAAAUUGAGCCAGCUUAUCGAUGUCUGGAAAUGGGCAGGGAACAUGGCAAGGGGAAUAGAAAAGUGGAGCAAAAAAAGUACUAAACUGCUGCCCAACGUACAGCAAAUGAAAAAGAAAAAGACAGCUUAG
This is a messenger RNA of Pieris macdunnoughi, 291 nucleotides long. Lineage: Eukaryota; Metazoa; Arthropoda; Insecta; Lepidoptera; Pieridae. The record is from the annotation of a GenBank genome assembly.